CGGCGGCUCAUCCCUCCAUCCAUCCCUCCAUCCAUCCAUCCCGGUGAGCACCGGCAGCUCCCUGGAUCCCCCCGGGGCUGCUCAUAAGGCACCGGGGAUGCCCCGACGCCACCAGCAGUGGCCGCUGACCGGCUCCACGUCAUGAGCGAGCGACUUUGGCUCCGGGAACCGCGGGCUCCGAGUCCCGAGGGCUCCGAGCGCCGGGGGCUCCGAUCCGCCGCCGCCGCCGGUGCGGGGGCAUGGGGCUCCGCCGCGUCCUGCUGCUCGGGGAGGGCAAUUUCUCCUUCGCCGCUUCUCUCUGCGGGGCCGAGGGCACGCACGUGGUGGCCACUUGCUACGAGAGCGAGGAGGACGCGUCCCGGUGCGGGGGAGCCGCGCGGAGCAUCCGCAGGCUGCGGGAGAGCGGAGCUGAGGUUGUGUUUUCUGUGGACUGCACCAAGCUGAAGGACUACUUUUCACCAGAAAAAAGACAAUUUGAUUGUAUUUACUUCAACUUCCCCCACUGUGGGAGGAAGGCUGGGGUAGUGAAGAACAGGGAGCUUCUUGCCCACUUUUUCCAUAGCUCCGCAGAAGUGCUGGCAGAGGAGGGAGAGAUCCAUGUGGCUCUUUGCAAUGGCCAGGGUGGGACACCUGCAGACCAGCCAAGGAGAGAGUGGCACAACAGCUGGCAAAUAGUGGCUGUGGCAGCAGGAGCUGGAUUUAUCUUGAGUGAUGUUCAUCCUUUUAAUGCAGAGACGAUCCAUGGAUAUAAAUGUACAGGUUACAGGAGCCAAGAUAAAUCCUUCUGUGUAGAGGGUGCCCUGAACCACGUUUUCACACGGAGUACACCUCUCCUGUGUUUCACACCUGUGAGCUGCAGGAUACAACUGGAAAGCCAAAAGGUUUCUUUUCAAGUGCCACAAGUCCUUGUGGAUAAAAUUAAUAGGGGUUUCCUGGAACCAAACUCAAACCACCCAGUCCGGACAGUGAAGGAGGAGCUCGCUGCAGGGCUCAGCCAAGCCUUUCCACUACAGGAUACUGACUCCUGCCUUCCCCUGCUCCUCCAAGGCCACCUCAAUGGGGUUUGUCCCUCCAAUAUCUUUUGGAUCACUCCGAGCCCAGAGGAGACUCCAAGCCCUGAGGAAAUGUCUCAUGGACCAGCAAAUGCAGUUUUAUUUUCCCGUGCUGAUUUUUGCCAGGGCACAGAGAAGAAUGUCCCAGAAGGAUGUCACAGCCCAAAGCAGUUUUACCUCAGACCUUCCCUUCUGCCUCAUGCUCAGGCAAUAAUGCAAGAAGGAGCCUUUCUCCCAGGGACACUCCGUGUUCUUUCUGGGCCAGUUUUCAGGAAGUGUCGUGUCACUCCUCACUCCAUGCCUGUUUUUCACGAGGUGCUCGUUGUGUCUGCAGUGAACAGGGGUACAGAGAGCAGCUGUGUCCAGAUGUUGGUGAAUAACAUUACAUCCACUAUACAUUCUCUUCACCAGACUGGCACUAAACCAAAUAUCAACCUGCAGGAAGCAACGAGCUCUGAAACAACUGAGCUAAGUGACUUUGCUGCUUUUGAGUCUCAGCUUGGUAAAAUUCAGUACUUCAUCUGCACGGAGACAGAUCCUCCAGGCUCCUGUGAGAAGGUCUCCUGCCUGGGGGUUAUAAGGACAUCUCAUGAGCUAGCAAGCAGUGAGCUGGUGGUUGUCUUUGCCUCACUGAACCUUGACCUGCUGGCCAUGCUGCUCUGUGGAAUAUCCGACUGGAGAAUGCUCUGGACACCGGACACACGGUUCCUGAGGCAGUUUCCUAGAGGAGAGCUGAGGCUUUUCAAGAGUUUUUCCCUCUAUCCCCCUUCCUACGUGCACGACGUCAGCUUUUGGCUUCCCGAGGGGGAGCAGUUCGACGAGGUUGCUUUUCACACCCUCGCCAGGGGGGUGUCAGGUGAAACGGUGGUUUCCAUCCAGCUGAGGGACAGUUUCCAGCAGGCAGGGACGGGGCGGAGGAGCCUCUGCUACAGGUUGACCUUCCAGUGCUGCGACAGGGCCCUGAGCUGCCGCGGGGCCGCGGAGCUGCAGCUGCGCCUCCGGGAGGAAAUCCAGCAGCAGCUGGGUGUGACCCUGAGGUAGAACAUUCCAGGCUGGGCUCAGGUGCUCCAGCAGCACCUGUGCAGGUUUCUGCUCUGGCCAAUGUCACCUGACACGGGGUGUUAUUGCAGCGCCUCUUACAAAGGCGGGGUGGACUUUGAGUACCUGCACACGUCAUAAAUGUGGAAAUUCCUGUUAAGGAGGACCAAGCACCUCCCUGUUCUCUGUGUGUGUAAUGAAAACUCGUUUUAUAAAGUGGAGCCUUUCUUUCCUAGG
Messenger RNA from Neopelma chrysocephalum (saffron-crested tyrant-manakin), 2327 nucleotides. It is a transcript of the gene FDXACB1, whose product is annotated as ferredoxin-fold anticodon binding domain containing 1. The coding region runs from base 240 to 2093 and encodes 617 amino acids. Gene Ontology annotation, cellular component: cytoplasm. The transcript is spliced from 5 exons. Gene Ontology annotation, molecular function: rRNA (uridine-N3-)-methyltransferase activity. NCBI's taxonomy places the organism in Eukaryota, Metazoa, Chordata, Aves, Passeriformes, Pipridae. Gene Ontology annotation, biological process: rRNA base methylation. The record is from RefSeq and is a predicted model, not a curated record.